GUAAACAACUUUCUGAUGACCGGACCGAAGGCGUUCCUGACCUAUUCCAGCAGUGUGGCUGCGGGAGCGGAAUCAGGGAUCGACGAAUGUAAGUACCAGUUCGCUUGGGAGCGCUGGAAUUGUCCAGAGAACGCACUGCAACUUUCGACGCACAACGGCCUUCGCAGUGCUACGAGAGAAACUUCUUUCGUGCAUGCGAUAAGUUCUGCAGGUGUCAUGUACACCCUGACAAGAAACUGCAGUUUGGGGGACUUCGCCAACUGUGGUUGCGAUGAAUCGAGAAGCGGUCAGGCUGGUGGACGGGGUUGGGUUUGGGGAGGAUGCAGCGACAAUGUUGAAUUUGGGGAACGGAUUUCCAAACAGUUUGUCGAUGCCCUGGAGACGGGACAGGAUUCCAGAGCCGCUAUGAACCUCCACAAUAACGAAGCGGGAAGAAGUGCUGUCCGAGAGACCAUGAAGCGAACUUGCAAGUGUCACGGGGUGUCGGGGAGCUGCAGCAUCCAGACAUGCUGGCUCCAGUUGGCUGGUUUUCGAGACAUCGGGAACUUGCUGAAGGUGAAACACGAGCAAGCUGUUAAAAUCGAUUUAGAAAAGCGGCGUAUGAAAGGCGGGAACAGUGCGGAUAACCGUGCAGCGAUCGUAGAUGCGUUCAGCGCGGUGCAGCCGACCGAACUUGUCUACCUGGAGGACUCCCCAGAUUAUUGCGUGCGUAACGCCUCGCUGGGAUUGCAGGGGACAGAAGGAAGAGAAUGCCUCCAAGCCAGCAAGAAUCUCUCCCAGUGGGAGAGGAGGAGCUGCAGACGGCUAUGUGGUGAGUGCGGUCUCAAGCCAGAGGAGAGGAAAACGGAAAUAAUCAGCAGUUGCAACUGCAAAUUCCAUUGGUGUUGCACAGUCAAAUGCGAGCAAUGCAGACAAAUCGUGACCAAAUAUUAUUGCUCUCUGCGAGAGAAAAAUAGAUUUCAUAACAAUAACAAGCGUAAAAAUCGGGCCCGAAGUUGGUGA
This is a messenger RNA of Mobula hypostoma (lesser devil ray), 1002 nucleotides long. Its product is annotated as protein Wnt-8-like. The transcript is spliced from 5 exons. NCBI's taxonomy places the organism in Eukaryota, Metazoa, Chordata, Chondrichthyes, Myliobatiformes, Myliobatidae. Gene Ontology annotation, biological process: multicellular organism development; canonical Wnt signaling pathway; cell fate commitment. Gene Ontology annotation, cellular component: extracellular region. Bases 16 to 1002 code for a protein of 328 amino acids. The record is from RefSeq and is a predicted model, not a curated record. Gene Ontology annotation, molecular function: frizzled binding; cytokine activity.